AUGGCGCGAAGUCCAUGCAAGAGUGCUGGGGUCGAGAGGUUCGGGGAGCCCGCGGAUCUGAAACGCGUCAGGGCGAUCGAGCGGCGCCUGCAGGCGCUGGACGGGGUACCGGCGCAGCUGGGGGCGCUGCUGGAGGCGGUGCUCCAGGUGCAGGCGCAGCUCGGGAGGCUGGCGCGCUCUGACCGCAGGGCCAACACGGCGGGCACCCCCACCGCAUCGCCCCUCAUCGGGCUCCCCGCCGUCAGCGCCGCGUCGCGCGUGGCGCCUGCGCUGGACGCGCUGGGACGGGCGCUCUCUAGGCCCGCCACGGGCGGCAGCAGCAUCAGCGACCAGCAGUCGUCCAUCCUGCCGCCCGCGAGCCUCACGCGCCAGCGGCGGCCGAGCUCCCACAGCAUCAACCCCAUCGUGGAGGACCCUGCGAUGGCGGGAUCCUUCCGCACAUGGUCCACGGGCCCCCGGCCUUGA
Prorocentrum cordatum is the source of this 465-nucleotide messenger RNA. NCBI's taxonomy places the organism in Eukaryota, Dinophyceae, Prorocentrales, Prorocentraceae. The record is from the annotation of a GenBank genome assembly.